Sinocyclocheilus rhinocerous is the source of this 414-nucleotide messenger RNA. Its product is annotated as tankyrase-2-like. The record is from RefSeq and is a predicted model, not a curated record. Gene Ontology annotation, molecular function: protein binding. The annotation marks the transcript as partial. The transcript is spliced from 4 exons. Lineage: Eukaryota; Metazoa; Chordata; Actinopteri; Cypriniformes; Cyprinidae.
AUGCGGUAGAUAACCUGGGUCAGACGGCGCUGUACCGCGCGGCUCACUGCGGCCAUCUGCAGACCUGUCGAAUGCUCCUGAGUGCUGGAGGUGACCCGCUCAUCACCUCCCUACAGGGCUUGUCACACUCCCAGCUCGCCAAUGAAAGCAUUCAGGAGAUACUGCAAGAGGGAGCAUGCACAGGCAACUCAGAUACAGACAGGCAGCUGUUAGAAGCCUCCAAAUCAGGAGAUCUGGAAGUCGUAAAGAAGCUCUGUACUCUUCAGAACGUGAACUGUAGAGACGUUGAGGGAAGGCAGUCCACACCUCUGCACUUCGCUACGGGAUACAACCGUGUGGCUGUGGUGGAGUAUCUGCUGCAGCACGGAGCCGAUGUACAUGCUAAAGAUAAGGGGUUUGGGCCUCCAUACAAUG